AUGGAGACACUGUUAACAACACAUCUCAAUGCCGCAAAUGACACAAAUCAUCUUCUUAGAAGCGAAACGGAACGAGCUAUGGUGAAAAUGGAUCAACACAAAAGGAGAGCAACACGGUCUAAUCUUAUUCUUUUUCUCAUCUCGAUCUUGUUCGAUCUCACCACAUUUUGCUUCGCUCAGUUCAAAUUGGCUCGCUUCAGGUUGUUGAAUGGCGGAAUUGAUGUUUAA
Messenger RNA from Lathyrus sativus (Indian pea), 228 nucleotides. Lineage: Eukaryota; Viridiplantae; Streptophyta; Magnoliopsida; Fabales; Fabaceae. The record is from the annotation of a GenBank genome assembly.